Messenger RNA from Diaporthe amygdali, 1203 nucleotides. RefSeq lists its product as uncharacterized. The transcript is spliced from 2 exons. The coding region runs from base 1 to 1203 and encodes 400 amino acids. The record is from RefSeq and is a predicted model, not a curated record. Gene Ontology annotation, molecular function: DNA-binding transcription factor activity, RNA polymerase II-specific; RNA polymerase II cis-regulatory region sequence-specific DNA binding. Gene Ontology annotation, biological process: regulation of transcription by RNA polymerase II. Lineage: Eukaryota; Fungi; Ascomycota; Sordariomycetes; Diaporthales; Diaporthaceae.
AUGGACCUCACGCCGCCCCUGACCCGAUCACCUGCUUCAACCCCGAAAACAUACUGCCCAUCGGAGACUUCCUCUUCAGACUACCCCUCGCCCGGUUUGGUCGAGCAGCACUAUAGGAUCUCGUCCAUCUAUGAGCCUGAUGCUCCCUGCUCUAUGGCACCAGAGAAUUCACUCCCACCGCUUGACGGAAUGGCCCAGGGCGACUGGAACCCCUCCGCGGCCCUGCAUCCCUCCUUGACUACUGCCUCCAUGUCCAACGUGUUGAGUGCUGAAUACGACCCGUUCCACGCGUACGGUGGUCCUAUCCCUGGACCUUACUCCCACGAUGUUUACGGGAGCAACCCACACUCGCCGCCCCAGACCCUGGCUGUGUCACGCUCUCCAGACCCAUCCAUGCGAAGGGCCUCGUUGGCUUACCCACCCGUCCCAGCCUCUUCAAACCCGACGACGCCGAGGAUAAAGGCCGAGACACCAUCCGAGUACGAAAAUACCGAGGGCUCGCAGUACCCAUCCCCGCGUAUCACAAAUGCCCCGUUCCCGACAGCCAUGAGUCCUUACCCACCGCUGCCCUCGCUUGGACAACCGGCCAUACAGCCCACCGGCGGGUACGCAGCGGAGGGUCAUGCGACGGCCUGGGCCAAGUCGGAGCAGUAUCCCUUGGAGCCCGACCAUCUGUACCUGACCGCGGGCAGCCAGUCGCCAGCAGCCGUAUUCGGACAACAAGACGCAAGGCGGCCAGCACGGAUCGGGGGUCGGUCGCGACGGACACCGAGGAAGCUCACGACCAAGGAGGAGGCCAACUUCCAAUGCGAUGUGAAAGGGUGCGGCAAGCUCUUCAGCCGCAGCUACAACUUCAAGGCGCACAUGGAGACACACGAUGAGAAGCGGGAGUACCACUUCCCUUGCCAGAUCGAUGCCUGCACCAAGAAGUUUGUGCGCAAGACAGACCUCCAGAGGCAUCAUCAGAGCGUGCAUGUGAAGGAGCGCACCCACAAGUGCGACUACUGUGCGCGCAUGUUUGCCCGAAAGGAUACGCUACGAAGACAUAUGGAUGAUGGUUGCUCCAAGAGAUUCGACAUCGGCACAUUAGACUUGCGUGCCAGCGACGAGCAGAACGACUCGCGCACGCUGCCCCCUCUCGCGAUGCCGCCCCUGAACCGGGGCUCAUCUGAAAUGCAUCCAAGCUACUCGUGGGGCAGAUGA